CUCGUCGCUUGCUGCCGUCCUAAGUUCGGGAGCGUGUUCCAUUUUCAAAGUAAUUGAAAACUUUAAGCUUUUUAAUUCUUACAUUUUAUUUAUUGAGUGAUAUUCAGUUUUUGAGUGAAGUGUUUAGAGAUAUUUUGUGACUUUGCUGAGAGGGGAUGUAGUUAACUUCAGGCUGAAAAAGAUCAUGAACUAAGUCAUCAUGGAGUCUACAGAAGACGAAUUCUACAGCAUAUGCCUGAAUUUGACCAGCGAAGAGAUCGCAAACAUUGGAGGCUGUAACUACAGUGCCGAAUUUGAAAAUGGAGAACUUCUUGAGAAAGUCGUUUCUAGGGUUGUGCCAAUUUUCUUUGGUUUCAUCGGAAUCGUUGGCCUCGUUGGCAACGCGUUGGUUGUUCUCGUCGUUGCUGCAAACCCUGGCAUGAGAUCUACCACUAACCUCUUAAUUAUAAACUUGGCUGUUGCUGACCUACUCUUCGUUAUCUUCUGUGUUCCGUUCACGGCUACAGAUUAUGUCAUGCCCAGAUGGCCUUUCGGGGACUGGUGGUGCAAAGUCGUUCAGUAUUUCAUAGUUGUCACAGCUCAUGCAUCAGUCUAUACCCUCGUGUUGAUGUCUUUAGACAGAUUCAUGGCAGUAGUGCACCCCAUAGCCUCGAUGUCAAUAAGAACAGAGAAAAACGCGUUACUUGCAAUAGCUUGUAUAUGGGUGGUUAUUUUGACCACUGCGAUCCCCGUGGGCAUCUGCCACGGUGAGAGAGAAUACUCUUAUUUCCACAGAAACCACUCUUCUUGUGUGUUUCUUGAAGAGCUGGGUUAUAGCAAAUUAGGCUUUCAAAUGUCGUUUUUCCUUUCAUCAUAUGUUAUACCUUUGGCUCUCAUUAGUAUUUUGUAUGUAUGUAUGUUAUCGAGGCUGUGGAAGAGCGCUCCUGGAGGCAGAGUAUCUGCGGAGAGUAGAAGAGGGAGGAAGAAAGUGACCAGGAUGGUGGUCGUUGUAGUUGUAGUGUUUGCGGUUUGCUGGUGUCCUAUCCAGAUAAUCCUGCUGGUAAAGGCGUUGGACGCUUACAAUAUCACUUACUUUACGGUGACGGCGCAGAUCGUGUCCCACGUGCUCGCCUACAUGAACAGCUGUGUCAACCCCGUGCUUUAUGCCUUCCUCUCGGAGAACUUUCGCAUCGCAUUUAGAAAGCAGACAACAAGGCGAUGGAGAGUGCAAACCGUGGUGCUGCCUAUCCACUGGACCGGUGGACUGAUGACAUCGUGAAGGAGGUUUGCUCUCAGUGCAAUACUGCACACAUGCAUACAUGGAGGCCAUGUGGAUGCAGAUGCGUACUAUAGGAGGAGGCCUACGUCAAGAAAUGGACCAAUUAAAAAAGCUGAUGAUGAUUAUUAUAUGUUUUCUUUAAAAUACGUCAUACUGUGACAACAAAAAGAUUACCAUUGAGGUCGUUGCUCGGUUAUAUCUAUUAUCCAGAAUAUAGUUAAAACAAAUGUCUUUAUAGUUUUAAGAUAAUGGAAACAACUCACACUUUCUGCCAAUAAAGUAUUUCAUUUCACUCAUCAGUACACUUUGAAGUACUUCGAUAUUGUACAACGAUAAAUUUUGUAAAAAUAAAUCCAUCUUUUGUUCUUUGUUCGCGUUCCAUUGUUUAUACGUUUAGAACGCGAAAUUGUAUAAGUAGCUCAUUUAUCAAACUUCAAAGAGAGUAUAAUAUUUGUUAUAUGUGGCGAGAUAUAUUUGUAAAAUACGUGAUGAAUCGAACUCAGUUCAGUCUAAAGCAAGUUUGUUACAAUAUCUUUAGAUACAUUUGUGGUUCCGUAAGUUAUAUUUCCGGUGACACUUUAAAAUUGUAUUUCUCAGUAAAAGGACUUCGUAAAGCCAUAAGCUAGUGUUUAUACUUUCAGACAGAUUUGAUAAAAUUAACUAUGGUUGCCAAAUAUUCUAAUAUAACAUGUUAACUUAAAUACGUGGGACAGUAUACAAAUAUAAUUUGGUUUUAUUUCGACGUUAUUAGCUUUAUACCCACAAAAGACCGAGGUGAAUGAAGAUCUUUAUUUGAAGGGAAAAUAAAUAUCUUCUUAUUUAUUUAGAUUGAUAAUAAUCUUUCAAUGUUAUUUUUUAACGAUCAUUGUAGCUUAAGGCUAAAGGAUCGGAUGGCGAUCGGCAGAAUAAAUUUCAUUGAUUUGAAUACUA
Pieris brassicae (large cabbage white) is the source of this 2188-nucleotide messenger RNA. It is a transcript of the gene AstA-R1, whose product is annotated as allatostatin-A receptor. Gene Ontology annotation, molecular function: G protein-coupled receptor activity. The transcript has 4 exons. NCBI's taxonomy places the organism in Eukaryota, Metazoa, Arthropoda, Insecta, Lepidoptera, Pieridae. Gene Ontology annotation, biological process: G protein-coupled receptor signaling pathway. The coding region runs from base 200 to 1258 and encodes 352 amino acids. Gene Ontology annotation, cellular component: membrane. The record is from RefSeq and is a predicted model, not a curated record.